CCUUGCGUACCGAUUUUUAAAGUCCGCAUGGUUUAUGCGGGCAGGAAGGCUUGGCAAGUCAAAGGCACCCGUGCGUGGCGCUUUGCACACAAGCAUGUCGUAGGGAAACAAAAAGAAAACAAACAAAGAAAUGAAACCCGGACAGCUUGUUGUAUACGAUUACAGAGAUGCAACACCAGCAUCAAUCUCUACCACAGAAUCGCAUCCUUCACUUAAAGUGUUGCAAUGGAAUGUAGAACGUAACUAUGCAUCUGAGGAUAUUUUGACCAUCAUGAACCAACUGGAUCCCGAUGUCGCCAUUCUGCAAGAAGUCGAUAUCGACUGCAAGCGUUCAGGCUCACGCAAUCAUAUGGAAGAAAUGUGCAAGGCCCUCAAGAUGAAAGGCGGAUUUGUUUGCGAAUUUCACGAAAUCGACAGCCCAGUCCGCGAAUUGCGCAACGAGGGGGGCGGUUUUCACGGGAACGCUAUUUUAUCAAAAUACGAUAUUGAUUUCCAAGUGUUGGAGCAUCAGUAUCAACCUUUUGACUGGCCCAAGGAUGGACUUGGUCUUGGUGAACCACGCGAGGGACGACGACCGGGGGGUUCCCCAAAAGCCGUUAUACGUUAAUAGGUGUGGUCAAGGCUGGUUCCUUGCCGCCUAUACGGUGCUAUUGCGUUCAUUUAGAGGUGUUCACUGGUAUUAUUGGACGAGU
Messenger RNA from Radiomyces spectabilis, 692 nucleotides. RefSeq lists its product as uncharacterized. Bases 131 to 607 code for a protein of 158 amino acids. The record is from RefSeq and is a predicted model, not a curated record. The transcript is spliced from 5 exons. NCBI's taxonomy places the organism in Eukaryota, Fungi, Mucoromycota, Mucoromycetes, Mucorales, Radiomycetaceae. Gene Ontology annotation, molecular function: catalytic activity.